This is a messenger RNA of Nothoprocta perdicaria, 865 nucleotides long. RefSeq names its product nudix hydrolase 8 (gene NUDT8). Bases 1 to 522 code for a protein of 173 amino acids. The transcript has 4 exons. NCBI's taxonomy places the organism in Eukaryota, Metazoa, Chordata, Aves, Tinamiformes, Tinamidae. The record is from RefSeq and is a predicted model, not a curated record. Gene Ontology annotation, molecular function: coenzyme A diphosphatase activity.
AUGCCCAAAUACCAGAGUGGCGGCCACACCUGCAGUGGCUUCACGAGCCAAUGGCUCUUGAAUAAUUGCAAGCUGCUGAAGCAGCCCAGGGCGAAAAGCGAUAGCGUAAGCCCCGAGGACGGCGACGCGGUGGCCACGGCGCUGCGGGAGACGCGCGAGGAGCUGGGCCUGGCUCUGGGCGCCGAGCGCGUCUGGGGCCUCCUGCGCACCGUGCCCGACCGGAGGGGAAUGAUGGUGGCUCCUGUCGUUGCGAACCUGGGACCCUUGGAGGAUGUGACUCUUACGCCCAACCCCCAAGAGGUUGAGGAGGUCUUCACCAUCCCCCUGGAUCACCUGCUACAGCCAGAGAACCAGGGCUACACCCACUUCCGCGCCAAGGGCCGCUACAGCCACACGCUGCCCGUCUUCCUCCACGGGCCCUACAGGGUGUGGGGACUCACGGCCAUCAUCACUGAGCUGACACUGGAGCUGCUGGCGCCCAACCUCUACCGCUGCAAGACCCGGGUGGCCGGGAACCGCUGAGCCCCUCCUGCUGUUAGCAGGGAGCGUUUGGUCCCCACACUCCUUUCGGGAGGCAGAGGGAGGGGACGGAGAYGGCUGCUGUGGUGGCGGCUGCCCAGUGACAGUCAAAGCCCCCGCAGGCCUGUCAUGUGGGCCAGUGGCUGGUGGCUCAUGCAGAGCCUCUACAGACCUUCUUCGGGGCCUUGUCUGUGCUGUUGUUUUAUUCCUCCAAGCCCUUUGGGGGCCUUUAGGUCAUGCUGGCCACACACUCCUGAUAGGCAGGAGGCUGCUGCUGAGAAACCGGGGCUCCGCUGUCCCACAUCCAUGGUGCUGCCAACCUUUCCCAUGGGGUCCAAGUGGCCCU